ACUGUUUAUGUUGAAGCCCAGUGAAAGCAGGAGAGACCAGACUCACCUGCAUCCAGCUGUGUGUCCAUGAAGAGUGACCAGUCUAAGGAGGGGCCUCUUGACUUUAAGGGUGGAGGCCACUGUGAUAAGCAAAUUCAACUGAACCAGGAGAGACCAGACGCACCUGUACCCCGCUUUAUGACCAUGAGCAGUGACAGAUCUAGGGAGGAGUCUAUGGAGUUCAGGGGUGAAGGGCCGAUUAGUGAGCCUAUAAGAGGUCACCGGAAGAGGUCAGUGGUUCUCACUGAAAGGCCUGCCCCGAACUUGGACUCCAUAUUCAUGCUGCUUGAAAACAACAUUGUGACUUUUGUGACAAACGAGCUAAAGACGUUGAAGAAAGUUCUGGCUCCAGAAGGUCCAGAAUCCUCAGAGAAGCUGAGAGAAGAUGUGGAAGUUGUGAGUAGUGAGGAAGAGCACAGAAGUGGCACCAGAGAAGCAUUUCUGAAAAUCACACUGAACUUCCUGAGGAGAAUGAACCAGGAGCAACUGGCUGACUCUCUGCAGAGGAAAACUUAUGCUACAAUUUGCCAACGUAAACUAAAGUCUAACCUGAAGAGGAAGUUUCAGUGUUUGUUUGAGGGAAAUGCCAAAGCAGGAAACCCAACACUUCUGAAUCAGAUCUACACAGAACUCUACAUCACACAGGGAGAGAGUAGAGAGGUAAACUACCAGCAUGAGGUCAGACAGAUAGAAGCAGCAUCACGAAAACCAUCAAGUUCAGAAACAACUAUCAGAUGUGAGGAUAUGUUUAAACAUUCACCUGACAGAGAAGAACCAGUAAGAACUCUGGUGACACAGGGAGUGGCUGGCAUUGGGAAAACAAUCUUAAUGCAGAAGUACAUCCUAGACUGGGCUGAAGACAAAGCCAACAACAAUAUACAGUUCAUCUUUCCAUUCACUUUCCGAGAGCUCAAUUUGCUGAGAGAGAAGAAGUACAGCUUGGUGGAGCUUCUUCAUCACUUCUUUACUGAAACCAAAGAAGCAGGAAUCAGCAGGUUUGAAGAGUUCCAGGUUGUGUUCAUGUUUGACGGUCUGGACGAGUGUCGCUUUCAUUUGGACUUCCACAACAGUGAGAUCCUGACUGAUGUUACAAAGUCGACCUCAGUCCAAGUGCUGCUGACAAACCUCAUCAGGGGGACACUGCUUCCCUCUGCACGCCUCUGGAUAACCACACGACCUGCAGCAGCCAAUCAGAUCCCGCCUGAAUGCAUUGACAUGGUGACAGAGGUCAGAGGGUUCAGUGACCCACAGAAGGAGGAGUACUUCAGGAAGAGAUUCAGAAAUGAGGAGCAGGCCAACAUAAUCAUCUCCCACAUCGAGACAUCACAAAGCCUCCACAUCAUGUGCCACAUCCCAGUCUUCUGCUGGAUCAGUGCUGCAGUUCUUGAGAAUGUGUUGAAAACCAAAGAGAGAGGGGAGCUUCCCAAGACUCUGACUGAGAUGUACAUCAACUUCCUGGUGAUUCAGACCAAACAGGGGAAUAUGAAGUAUCACAGCAGUACGGUGACUGAUUCACUGUGGAAUGCAGAAACCAAGAAGACCAUUCUCACUCUAGGAAAACUGGCUUUUGAGCAGCUGGAGAAAGGAAACCUGAUCUUCUAUGAAGAAGACCUGAAAGAGUGUGGCAUUGACAUGAAAGCUGCUUCAGUUUAUUCAGGACUAUUCACAGAGAUCUUAGACGAUAAGUUUGGGCUGAACCGUGACAAGGUGUUUUGCUUUGUCCAUAUGAGCAUUCAAGAGUUCCUUGCUGCACUCUAUGUCUUCCUGAUGUUCAUCAACACUGGUGUUGAUCUACUGAGAAGAGGCCCAUUCAACUCAGUGCGGCCUGCGUCACUACAUCCUAACUUCAAACACUUCUACCAGAGGGCAGUGGACAAGGCUUUACAGAGUCCAAAUGGACACAUGGACUUGUUUGUCCGCUUCCUCCUGGGUCUUUCACUGGAGACCAAUCAAACUCUCCUACGAGGCCUUUUGAAAACCACAGGGAGUACACCACAGGCCAAAGAGAUGCUGGUGCAGUACAUCAAGAACAAGAUCAGGGACAAUCCUUCUCCAGAGAAAAGCAUCAAUUUGUUCCACUGCCUGAAUGAGCUGAACGACCACUCUCUAGUGCAGGAGAUCCAACAGUACCUGAAAUCAGGAAGUGACCUUGAGAACAAGCUCUCUCCCUCUCAGUGGUCAGCACUCGUCUUCAUUUUACUGUCAUCACAAAAAGAUCUAGACAAGUUUGACCUGAAGAAAUUCUCUGCUUCAGAGGAGGGACUUCUGCGGCUGCUGCCUGUGGUCAAAGCAUCCAAAACAUCUCUGUUGAGUGGCUGUGACCUCUCAUUGAGAAGCUGUGAAGCUCUAGUCUCAGUUUUGACCUCAAAGAACUCCAGUUUGAGAGAGCUUGACCUGAGUAACAAUGACCUGAAAGAUACAGGAGUAAUGCUGCUGUCAUCAGGACUCAAGAGUCCACACUGUAAACUGGAGAUACUGAGGUUGAGUGGCUGUGAACUCUCAUCAAGAAGCUGCGAAGCUCUGGUCUCAGUUUUGACCUCAAAGAACUCCAGUUUGAGAGAGCUGGACCUGAGUAACAAUGACCUGAAAGAUACAGGAGUAAUGCUGCUGUCAGCACAACUCAAGAGUCCACACUGUAAACUGGAGAUACUGAGACUGUCAGGCUGUCAGGUCUCAGAGAAAGGCUGUACUUUUCUGGGGUCUGCUCUGGACUCCAACCCCUCCCAUCUAAGAGAGCUGGACCUGAGCUUCAAUCAUCCAGGAGACUCAGGAGUGAAUCUGCUGUUCACUGCAAAGGAUGACCCAAACUGCAAACUGGAAACUCUCAAGAUUGAUCAUUGUGGAGAGUGUCGACUGAAACCUUCGCCCCUUCGGUAUUUCUGUGUGCUUUCACUGGACCCAAACACAGCAAACAGGAACCUCUUACUGUCUGAUGACAACAGACGAGUGAUGGUGGUGACAGAGAAGCAGCCGUAUCCUGAUCACCCAGACAGAUUUGACCACUGGAAACAGCUGCUGUGUAGCGAAGGUGUGACUGGACGCUGUUACUGGGAGGUAGAGUGGAAAGGAAGAGUUAAUAUAGGAGUGACAUACAGAGGAAUCAAGAGGAGAGGUGACAGUAAUGACUGCUGUCUUGGAUGGAAUGAUCAGUCCUGGAGUCUGAUGUGCUCUGCUCAGGGUUUCACUGCCUGGCACAAUAACACACCAACAGACAUAGCUACACAUCCACCCUCUGACUCUAAGAAGGUAGCAGUGUAUGUGGACUGGCCUGCUGGAACUGUGUCCUUCUACUGCCUUCCAUCCAGAGUCUCUAGCAUCAAACAAAUCCACCUCCACACCUUCCGCUCCACAUUCACCGAACCCAUCUACCCUGCGUUUAGGUUUGGACUAUUGAGUGAGUUUGUGGCUGGCUCUAAAUGGUUACCAUCCUCACUUUAUCUGUCACAGAUUGAAGAGUGAAUGUAGGCUCAUGUGUAGAAAAACACCCACAGUUAACACCAAAGACAGGAUGGAUCACAGGACACCCAACUACAUGUACACACAUAUACACACACACACACACACACACACACACACACACACACACACACACACACACACACACACAGAGUUUUGUACUAUUAUACAUGUGAGAAACCUAGUUUACUAGUUUAAUUACUUAGCUUACUAGCUUUAAUCAGCCUAUUCUCAAUAUUUACUCGAGUUUUUAAGCUUGAACUGGAGGACAAAAUGAAAUUGUCUAUUUUCAGCCUUUGGUGGAGCUGUUUCUACUAGUAAAAAUGUGAGGAUCCACUGGUCUGUUAAAAGAGACUAUAAAAGUGUAUUUACUAUGCCUAUGAUUUAAAUCUUAAACCAUUGUUUCAUAUUGCACUUCCAUAACAUUGGGGGACUUGUCAAAAAUGAAACAGCACAGGCCUGGAUAUGGGUCAAGCACUAAACAUGCUUUAAAAGUUAAUUGUAAAUCACCUACAUUGCUUCAUGUUUGCCCAAUUCCAUCUGUGUUAUUAAUCAGAAUUAUUUUUAUAAAUUUUAUAUAAUGUGUAUUCUUCAUUUUUUUAUUUUUUAUUUCAUAUUGAUUUUUGUUUCCUACAAUAGAAUAUUGUUGUUCAUUGUCAAGCAGACUUGUGUGUUUAAUGCCAGCAAAAUACAGUGUUUAUUAUUGUGCUUUAAUCAACCUGCAUGGAAAUUUAAAGAUUAAAACAGCCAUGGAGAACAGUUCGAAACUUAGUGGUAAAUGAGCUUUGUAUUUCACCACAAGUGACAUUAUGUUGUUAAUAUUAAAGAAAUAAAGACAUCAGUUGAAUAUAAA
Molecule: messenger RNA, 4348 nt
Organism: Dicentrarchus labrax (European seabass)
Lineage: Eukaryota; Metazoa; Chordata; Actinopteri; Moronidae
Product: NACHT, LRR and PYD domains-containing protein 12
Exons: 10
Coding region: 67-3498 (1143 amino acids)
Molecular function (GO): protein binding
Source: RefSeq, a predicted model, not a curated record